AAAAAAUUAUUCCGCUUCCUCUCCUUCCUCCUGCCCUUCUGUCUUGUCACCAGGGGAGAUGUCCAAGUGAAAACGGUAACACGUCCCUUUCUUUUUCCUUCCCCCUUGCUCUUUCUCUCUUGAUUGUGAUGUAAUUUUCAGUUUGAACUGAAAAUGCUCUUUGGCUUGGGUUAGAGAAGGAAAGUUUACUAGGUUCUUUGAUCUUCACUGUUUUGUACUAUAAGCUGCCAUUCUCUUCAACCCUUUUUCUUUCGAUUUUCUUAAUGGAGCUCGAUGGUGGAAAUAAAAUCUAAUUCUCUAUCUGAGGUGACUUCUCUCAGUACAUCAAUCAAUCCUUGCGGUUUUCCAGUGUACUUGGAAAAAGAAGUGAAAUCUCAUGGCUCAACGGGAAGAAGGGUGGCCGCUAGGCCUUCAACCAUUGAAUGCAAGAAUUGGGUUGGUGAGAACUCGUGAUUUCUCUGGUUCAGUUUCAUUCAGUACUUUGCUUACUGCUUCUCCCAGUUCCUCUAGCAUUUCUUCUUCAGAUCUUGACACACAGUCCACGGGAUCUUUCUUCCAUGACAAUAGCAUCACGCUUGGAAGCCUCUUAGGAGUGUCUAGCUUUCUGGAGCUUUCUAGGAGAUCAACCAGGAGAAGAACCACAGAAACCUUGAGAGACCAGAAGUCUAGGCCCUGGUUGUUCUCAUUAUGUUCAAAACAAAGCACCGACGCCGUGGACACUAACAACGCUCAGUCUCUUGGUCACUUUCUUGAAGUAGAAAGGAGAGCCGCCAACAUUUACAGAAGGAAUCAAACCCCUACUGCCUAUGAACCUGAUGAUUUCUCACAGGUAAUGCAUACUUCAGAACCCAAUUCACUCUUCAUCGGCGACCAUAUUGCUCCUCGUUCUAAUGCUGCAUUAAGUGCAGAAGAUGGUAGGAAAUCCGACAGAGAACUAUCAGAACAUGGCAAUGGAUAUGGAGUUCCAUUACUGCUUUCAUGUUUGUGUGGUCAACUCAUCAAAUGAGGACUUCUCACUGAACAUUUAUUAUGUUUUCUUUUAUAAAAUUUAUUCAUCUGAUUUUCGUUCUUUAAACUACAAAUCCAUGUCUUAACUAUACUGCUAGCAGACGAGAUUCAUUAAAGAUACGAAAGGUUUU
Molecule: messenger RNA, 1139 nt
Organism: Theobroma umbraticum
Lineage: Eukaryota; Viridiplantae; Streptophyta; Magnoliopsida; Malvales; Malvaceae
Product: 60S ribosomal protein L36
Source: RefSeq, a predicted model, not a curated record